This is a messenger RNA of Capsella rubella, 948 nucleotides long. RefSeq lists its product as uncharacterized. The record is from RefSeq and is a predicted model, not a curated record. The transcript has 2 exons. Lineage: Eukaryota; Viridiplantae; Streptophyta; Magnoliopsida; Brassicales; Brassicaceae. Bases 240 to 818 code for a protein of 192 amino acids.
AGGCCACAAGGCCCAUAAAAAAAGAAAAAAAAAAACAAAAAGUCCCAUAGAAAUUCCUUAGAUUGAGCCAAACAAAUCGAAAGAAACGAUAUCCAGUAGAUUCGCUCUAGAAAAUCAAAAUAUUAUUGAAGUCGGUAAAGAAACAUGGUUUUUAUAUACUUAAGUAAAAAUUAAAGGCUGAACGUAUAUAUUACAACUUGUUUUUUUUUUCUUUUCAAUAGAACGUCUUGAAAACAAUAAUGUCAAGAUGUACCUCUUGUGGCCUCAUUCACCGACCUGGCCGAUGUAAUCCCCAAACUUCAGCCGCACCACCCGACGUGCCCAUGGACAUUAGUCCACGUUGUUGCUGCAUAUGUUACUUUUCUGUGUUUGAGCUUUUUGCCAAUUCCGUUUCCGUCUCAUACGCAAACGCAAACGUUUCGACCGCUGAUUGGAAGAUCGGUUUCGUUGCCAAGAGUCCAAUCACCGGCUGUAAAGUCUCUAUCCAUACACUCAAUUCGCGUUUGGUCCGAAGUGGUGAAGUUGUCUCCAAAUCAUCAUCUCCCUCGUCGAGUUAUUUCAUUCCCGGAGACAACACGGAAGUUGUUUUCGAGAAGGUGGUUACGCCGGCGGUUGUUGGCGACGUCAUUUGGGAUUCUCAGGCUGAGAUAAUGUUUGGGAUUAAUACAGAUGUUAAACAUUUACACGGUAUUUUGCUGGUGGCUUGUUCAAAUAUUCCGGUGAAAUUCACGACGGAACAGGCGACGGAGGAGGUGGUGGGAUCGUUGCUCGGAAAUAUGAGACGGUGUGAUUAUAUAUACCAGCAAAGUUUGGCUUAAUUCAUUCUCUCCGGUCUUGAAUCUUUAAUUCCUAUUUACGAGUGUUAUUAAUUUGAAAAGGGUAUGUUAUUUAUUUGAUUUCUUUAACUUUUCUUUUUAUUUUUCUCCCAAAGUUAUAAUAAUACUAGCA